AUGUCUAUUCCGGAACUUCUCAAAUCUGGUAUGAGGACAUCAUCACAUAUCAACGAGAAACUCGAAUCCGAGAAGAACUCUAAACAUAUUUUUUCAUUUUGUAAUUCAUUGAAGAAAUUCCAAAAUUCAGAAUUUGUUUCAUUUAGUGCUAAACUUAAAGUAACAAGUUCGCACAAGAAGUCAAUUUGUAAUAUCCACAACAUCAUCACUCCACAAGUCAUGUCUCUUAAAGCUAAGCACGUCAUCUUUGAUGGCGAAAGUAUCCGAUCAUCACCAUUAAUGAGUCAUCGUCUUCAAUGUUCACGUGAUUUGAUUUUCCAACUUGACAUUUCAUCGAUGUCUAUCAUUGUUACAUCUAUUCGCAGUGGUAAUGUUGUUUUCCGACGUACAUCACCAAAAUUUGUUUACAGCACUGGCUUUUCACUUUCUGAGAACGGCCUGUUGUUAGUUGUUGAUUACGCAUUUUGUUUAUCACGUUCAUUCCGAAUCAAAUACGAAUUUGGUAUUCCUACCGAGAUUUCAUCAUUGUCCGCCAUUUCAUUACCAUCUAAACCUAUUUCAGACAUAUGUGGAUAUGAUUGUAUUGUUGUUACAUCAUAUUCAUCCACAUUUGUUAUUUGGGAUGCAUUUUCAAGAACAAUCCACCGCAAAGUUGAUUUUUCAGAAAACAUUGUUACAUCCAAAUUUGAUGAAUCUAGUGGUCUUGUCUGGGUUUUGACCGAGAUUUCACUUUAUUUGUAUAGUAUCAAUGGCAGUCAUCUCGCCCAUCGUGAAUUCAAUAAAUCUAAGACAUCAUCACUUAGUGUUUUUCGAUUAUCUAAUUCCGAAUCUAUUCGCUAUUCAUUAGUUGGUUUUGUUAAUGGCAAUAUUAUUUUAACAUCAUAUCGAGCGGAUUAUUCAUUCAUCGAAAUUAAAGAAUUAGAAAGUCCUCACCAACAUAAAAUCAUUUCUCUUCAAAUCCACGACAGCAACACAUGUUUUACAUCUAGUGACUCCGAUCUUAAUGUUACAUUAUGGACAUCUAUUGGUGUUGUUUCACCACAUUUUCGUCACGAACUAUUAACACGAUGUCCUAUCUGCGGCUCUAUUUCAUCUGAACAAUGUCAAUCAUGCUCACGUCAUUGCUGCAAACGCUGCUGCAUGAACGGCACAUGUCUUUUUUGCACCGGAUUAUCUCUCUAUGUUUAA
Messenger RNA from Trichomonas vaginalis G3, 1188 nucleotides. Its product is annotated as aggrephagy protein. The transcript has a single exon. The coding region runs from base 1 to 1188 and encodes 395 amino acids. Gene Ontology annotation, molecular function: protein binding. The record is from RefSeq and is a predicted model, not a curated record. NCBI's taxonomy places the organism in Eukaryota, Parabasalia, Trichomonadida, Trichomonadidae.